UUCUUGCGAAAAAUUCAAACGUCGUUUCAUAAAUAAAUGAUUUGCCCUUUUUUUUAUAUAUAUAUAAGCGACUGAGUACGUUUAAAGCUUAAAACGCGCACUAGUGUUUACAAUAGAGAAGCAAUUCACGAUCUAGAGGAAAUCAAGCUAACAUUCUCAAUGGAAGUGGAGUCUGGAUCAGUAGAACUCUUUGGGAGUACUUUGAAGUCUCUACUUGAAUGUAAAGAAAAUGGAGAGGUGCUAAGCAAUCUGGCGCCACCAUCAAUUUACAUGGUUCCUAGUGUGGUACGAGAUCUGAGCCCAAGUUCUUUUACCCCUAGCGUGGUCGCUAUUGGACCUCUUCACAGACAAGAUGAACAUUUGAAAGGAUUUGAAGCUCAAAAAACAACUUAUUUACAUAAUUGGUUGGAUGGUUUAGGUAUGGCGCCAGAGCAAACAUUGAGAGAAUGUUUGGAGAAGGUGAUUGGUUCAAUAGAAAGAAUCAAAGCAUGCUAUGCAGGGUUGACGACCUACGAUGAUUUUGAGCUUGCUAAGAUGAUGGUGAUAGAUGCUUGUUUCAUACUUGAGUUCAUUCACAGUGUUUUAGUGGCGUUAUCUGUUGGGACACACACACUGAUUACCGGAUCAAUAUGGAGUGACAUGCUGCUGAUAGAAAACCAAAUCCCGUUUUUUGUUCUUGAAAACAUCUUCGAGUGUACUGCUUUAGCAUCUGGACGAAUGAGAGAGGGGGCCUCAGUUACCAGGUAUUUCAAAAAACUUCUACGUAGAAACUAUUUCUUUCAAGGAAAUGUAGUAGCAUCAGAUGCUUCCACUCCUGAUCAUAUUCUUGGCCUUUUCCACAAAUAUUUCCGGCCUGCAGAACCGAUGCCAUCAAUGCCUGAGUCGAGUAUAAAACGCCACACAGCCAUGGAACUCCAUAGGGCAGGGAUGAAGUUCAAGCCUUAUGAAGAUGAAAAUUGGGCACUGGCUAUGAAACUGGAGUUACCCUUACCUUUGUUUCCAUGGUUCCAUAAAUUCAUUGCGAUUCCCCAAUUUUCAUGGUUCCGACCACCUACUCUGAGGAUGCAACAAAUGCAUAUAGGCGAUGGAAGUGAAUUGAUUUUGAGGAACCUGGUUGUCUAUGAGCAGGCUCAGUUUCGUGAGGAGAGAUAUUUUACUUCAUAUUUAAUUGCCAUGGAUAUGCUAAUCAAUACUCCGGAGGAUGUUGCCAUGUUGGAAAAAUCUAAAGUCCUUGUAAGUUAUUUUGGUUCCAACGAGGAAGCUGCUGAUAUGAUAAACAAUUUAUGCAAAAACCUUGAAUUUGUAUUCCUUUACAAUCGACAGUGGGAAGAAAUGGAUGCCUACUACACUAGCUACUGGCCCCAUACUGUUGCAGGGUGGAAGCUUACAUAUUUCAAUAAUCCAUGGAGUAUCAUUGCUCUGUUUGCUGCAUUUGUUCUGUUUGCUCUUACUGUGGUUCAGACCAUCUUUACCAUCAAGGCCGGAUAGGGGAUCAGUGUAGCUGGUAGCGAUUAGAUUUUUACUGUUUUUCCUACUUUCGUUGUACAUGAUUUUACUUGUAUGAAUUUCCUUUAGUUUACCCUCUGUAAUCAAGUCUCAUACAUUCAUCAUGUAUAUGCCUGUAAUUUUAAUUCAAUGACAAUAUUGAUGACCGAUCAA
Molecule: messenger RNA, 1659 nt
Organism: Lactuca sativa (garden lettuce)
Lineage: Eukaryota; Viridiplantae; Streptophyta; Magnoliopsida; Asterales; Asteraceae
Product: UPF0481 protein At3g47200
Source: RefSeq, a predicted model, not a curated record